AUUGCGAAAAGGGGAAAAGGAAUCAGGUUCUCUAGCUAGCAAUAUAGCAGGGAAGAUUGAAAUCAUAUUUGUUUCUGCUUCCACAAGAAACCCAGAAAGAAGAAAGAGCAUAAAUGGGAAAGAAGAAAGAAGGGAAGGUGGUAAAGAAAGAGCAAGCAGACAAGCAAUGCAGAAAGAAACAGAAUGGAGAGGAGAGAGAGAGAGAGAGAGAAAAGGGACCAUGAGAAAGAAGAAGAAGAAGAAAGGGGAAAAAAGGAAUUAAUACCCUCCGAUCAAUUUUGUUCAUAGAUGUUAAUUUUUGUAUGAGUCGUUGUGAAAAAGUUAAUAUUGUUGGCGAUCUCUUUAUAAAUUAUCUUGUUUUUUCGAUCAAACGUUUGAGAAUUCCCAAAAAUCUUGUCACGGGGCGGCAUGACCAACCAUUAGACAUCAGUUGGGAAGGAUUGAUUUGUUGCACCAAAAAAGUUACUACUGGCGUUUGGCAAUACACAAAUAACUCGUUUGGUAGCGUUUUACUGAAAUGAGUUAUUUGGACAGUGAGUUAUUUAACGAGUUAUUUAAAAUAACUUAUACUCAUGUGUUAUUUCGAAAUAACUCGUUUUAUCACUCUGCUUUUACCAAAUACCACAUGUCAAAUACUAUAUUUGCAUGAUUCAACCAAACGAGAUACUUUAUAUCAAUUACCACUGAAACAACACCGAAAUAUCACAUGAACAAUAAAUGAGUUAUUUGACUCUACAAAUACCACAUUGACAAUUAACCCAUCCAGCCGAUCCCCUAGAUUAGAUUACAUGAUGAGUUGAUGUAGUCCCUUCACAUCGUAGCUAGGGUCACUGCUUCUAGGAGCAACCUAGCUUUAGCUUUGCCACAUUUGCUACCUCCAUUUUCUGACCCUCUUCCCCAACAUUUGUCCACAUUGUUGGAAAUGUGUGUGCCCCUUCAAUGGCCAUCCAAUCUCUCCAUCAGAGGAUGUGAACAAUGGCAAUUGAUACGAUGGUGAGAAAGGGAAUAGAAUAUGACGUCCCAAUCGUCAUGUGCCUAAUUAAUAUUGUCGAUUUUUCCUAUAUUAAUAAAUUUUUGAAGAUAACAUCGAUUGUAAGAAUCACAUUACUAACUUGACAUCUCCUACACUAAUUAGAGUAUAAUUUCAAGUUAAGUAGCUUACGAAAAUCUAGACCAUUAAAAUUGAUUAAAAUCAUCGUAAGCCAUUGAUUAAAAAAUAAUUAAAAAACGAACGGGCGGGAACACCGGCACUUCUGGUCAUUUCUUUCCCGUGACCUUUUUUAUUUCUUUUAUUUUUUUACAUUAGCUGCUGCCGUUGAUUUUAACCACAACAGUCGGCAUGUAUUUUAUUUAUUUAUUUAUUUUUGAUGAUUUUGGAUUAUAUUUUUAUAAAAAAUGUUACGGAAGAAUUUUAUAAUGACUUAAUACUUUAGGUAAUGGGGUGUUAAUAUUCUUUAUGUAAAAUGAUCUUCUAUUAUGUAAGGUUUUCGUAAUGACAUUUUCCAACUGUUACGUAAAAUACACAUCCGUUACGUAAUGAUAGUUAUUUCUUACGUAACGAUUAAAUAGAAAAUGUUAUGUAAGGAUUCCGUAAUGACUUAGCUCUUUACAUAACGCGAGGUUAAUACUCAUCACACGUAAAGGACCUUACAUUACGUAAGACUUUGGUAAUGACAUUUUACAACUGUUACAUACAAUACUAAUCAAUUACGUAAAGGUUACAAAAUGAUAGUUAUUUCUUACGUAACAGAUAAAUCGAAAGCGUUACGUAAGCCCUCCUUAAUGACUUAGCUUUUAACGUAACGCGAGGUUAAUAGUCAUUACGUAAAGGGACCUUCCAUUACGUAAGGCUUCCGUAAUGACAUUUUACAACUAUUAUGUAAAAUACACAUUCGUUACGUAAAGGUUACGAAAUGAUAGUUAUUUCUUACGUAACAGUUAAAUUGGAAGAGUUACGUAAGCCUUCCGUAAUGACUUGGCACUUUACGUGUUAGGAUACAAUUCAAGUACCACAUCGGGAAUACAAGGGAAGGAACCCUUGUAUAUUAGUGUCCACCAAACUCAAUUAGUACGAUAUUGUCCGCUUUGGGCCAAGCCCGCACAGUUUUACUCUUGGGUGUCCUCCCCAAAAAGCCUCGUACUAAUGAGCUUGGUGGACACUAAUAUACAAGGGUUUCUUCCCUUGUAUUACCGAUGUGGUACUUUGAUUGUAUCCUAACAAUCCUCCCCUCAUGACAAGGACCACAAACUUUGUGUCCUCACCUCAGCGAUUAUCUUGAUCCGCCAGACACCUUGUAUCGAUAGGCUUCUCGGUACAAGAAUUUUCCGAGACGCGGAACUCUGUUUGAUCCGCCAAAUCAGAUGUAGCCCAUAUGCGAAACUCUCUUUCAUCCGCCAAACAGACGUGGAUCUCUCGCGGACCACCAGACGCGAAUCAUGUUGUUUCAACAAUGCUUACAUCUUGAUCUGUCACAAACUAAAACUGUUUCUCCCAGUGAACUUAUCAAUCUUCAUACUAAUAGCAGCCAUCCUUGCUAUCAAACAAACUCUAACCAAACUUCUGACUCGUCCCGAAUAUCACAACAGAAUCCCACCUAAGGCCCAAGUAUAAACCUUAGAUGGGUGGAAUGUAGGGCAAGUAUGUUUAAAUAUCAACCCGGGCCGGUCCAUGUACUCCUACUUCCAUUGUUUGAAACAUUAUCUAGCGGAUUGGUUUUUGGUUGAAAACUAUGAGGUUUAAAUUAAAACAAAGCAAAGGUAAAUGGUUUGAAAACUCUAGAUGAGAAUGAUCACUCGGGUGUCGCUUCCCCCUAAUUACUACCAUAUCUCGUGGACUCUAAUGGGUCGUUAUGGGCGAGGCAAUCGUGAACCGCUAGGAAGUGCAACUAUGGUCGAAGACCACACUCUCAAUUGCCAAACCAAGGGAUACGUUAUAGGCUACUAGAGUAGCCCUCUUGGUUAAGGCAAUUGGGGAUUGACUUACCUUCUCCCUCAAACCGAUAGUUGGACGGCUUAAUUACGAUUAACCUAGUCGUCUAAUUCAAGAUAGAGGUUUGCCCUACAUUAACAUAGGUAAAACUGAUAGAUUAUGCAUUAUUAGAUAAGGAGAUCAAAUUCUCAAACGUGUGUGAAUUAGUUCACCAAAGAGAAGAGAUGUGGCAAAUAGUAGGCCAAGCAAUAGGAUGAUGGGCAUAUAUAUAUAUAUAUAUAUAUAUAUACGCAUGUGAGGAAGACAUAAGAGUGUACGUGGGUCUAAUUGAUUAUUUAUGUCCCACAAAAAGGUUUGUGAUCCAACUGUCAAAUGUGCGGUCUUUAUUAGCUGCCCUACACAAGUGUUGGUUGGUCAAGAAACCAAAAGGAAUUAUGAAUGUUGCAAAAUGUACGUAGUACACUAAUAAACCAUUCCUUCUCUCCCAAGUACACAUCCCAUUCAUCCAUCAACGACUAUAUACCAAAAUGACAAUCAUCCAUCUCAUCUUGGGGUUCUUUCUUGUUCCCUCUUUUUGAUUAGUCGCAAUGAAUAUAAUGCCUAGUCAAUAUUGGAAUUUGUUUCUUUCUUUCUAUCAAGUCAUUCUUAGUAGAAAAGAUAGUUAUUAAAAUGAGUCUUUAAUCUUUAUAUGGCGAUUGGCAAAGACAGAAAUAUCGGGGAAUGGUAAGAGUGGAGACUCUGAAGAACGCUAGAAGAAAGAAAAACAAAGAGCUGCUAGGUAGCUAGCAAAAAGAAAGGAAAGGGAUCAUGCCACGUACUGCAGUAACCACGACUAAUGCGGUUAGGGAUUUCACUUUUUGGACGACUCUUUCUCAGCCUCCAAGCACCGUCGAUAUCCAAGCCCAGCAUCGAUCAAACCAUACUGCACUCAACCUACCGCCUAGUUCUUCCCAUUGGGAAAUUCACUGUGAUGGAUCUUUUAGAUCGGAAUCACAGGUGGCGGCAUAUGGGGUCAUCAUUAAGAAUCCUCAUGAGCAAGUUGUGGAUGGUUGUGCUGGCACCUUCUUUUGUUCUUCAGCGAUAGUUGCGGAAGCAAAAGCCUUGUUGACUGCUGUAAUAGUUGCUGCUUCUCUCCAUUUUCCAGUUCUAUCUUCUCGGAUUGCAAAGUGCUUAUUCACAUACUACAUGAUCCGAGGAGAGUUGGCCCAUGGCAGGUGAGGGCUUGGAUUCAAGGGAUUCGCAGUCUUCUCCAUUUGUAUCCAGGAUUAGUAAUCUUCUUUACACCAAGAUCAAACAACAAAAGUGCAGAUUGGGUCGCUAAGGAAACUGCUAAUGGAUCUCUCCCUCCGGAUUGGAUCCAAGUUUUGGAUAUUGUUUUUCCGUUGAUGUAAUGUGGCUAUGCUUGUACGAUUAACGUUGAUAUGAAUGGAAAUCAUCUAUUUGUAAUAUAAUAAAAAAAAAGGAAAAGCAACAAUGGACGCAACCUCAUAGACCAUUACUUUUCUCAUGCCUUUUAAUUUAGUUUCAUCCCCACACACAGCGCGCGUCCCCACUGCUACUACCUUCUGUCAAACUGAGGGGAAGAAAAAAACUGAGGGCAAAAGAAAAGGGAACAAACAACAAACCCUCUUCUGCACUCUGAAAUAUUUAUUGCAUACUCUUCCUUCCUUCCUUCCUUUCACCGUAUAGGCUUUUAUUACAGUUUUACUCCUCUCUCUCUCUCUCUCUCUCUCUCUCUCACUGUGCAGUCUGCAUUCAGCUUUUACUUUAGCUGCUGCUGCUGCUGCUUUUUUCACCACUUUUCUCUCUCUGUGGUUGGAAUGUCAAAGCAAUUAUUAAGGCAUCAUUACACUAUCAUUCGUUCGUUCGUUCCCAUGCAGCAGCAGCAGUUUCCACGUGUCCCUUUUCUGCACCAUCAGUUCAUAUAUAUUUCCCACCUCCCUCCCUGUACGUGCUGCCCACCACCACAAAGUCAAAACUGUAGCUAUGUGGAAAUAAAGGCAAAUGCAGCCAAUUAAUUUUAUUAAUUACUAAUCAAUAUUCUAUAAGGAAACCAAAGAGUAAAUAUAGUGAUCAAUAUUCUAUAUGUACAUCCUUCCAGAUCAAUCUCUUUCCCAACUCUCUUCGCCGUUACAUAAUUGUGCAUAAGCUUGAUUAGGGUUUGUACGUGUGUGUAUAUAUAUUAUAUACAAUACUCAAAUGGUCAAAUAUGCCUUCCUCUUAAAAUUUUCAUUGAAAAAAAAUUGCCAAUUAUAUGGUUGAACCAAUAUUCGGACGACCCGACAUCGACAAAUGGGAGGCAAAAUAUCAUUUUUUGUCCCCCGCUGGUUUAUUUCUCUAGGUCUCGUUAAAAUGAAAGUAUCAAAGUUAUUUGGCUAUAUACAAAAGAAUCACAAAAAAAUUCUAAAGUGAAAUUUAUUAUGGAUAUUUUAGACAUUUGUGUCGCCCAAAUCAACGUUCGACCGUGAUUGACGGUUUUGGAUAAAAAAAUUAUUGAUGAUUAAACUCACCCAACCCGGUCGUUUUUUCUCCCUCUGUGUUGUCCCUGUUUACGCGGUGCAAGCAAUCAACAGACAGCAGCAUCAAUUCAGCAGCGGUACUACUACUGCGUAGCAAGCUGCUAGCUAUAAGCUUCUUUCCUUCUUAAUUUCAGCCUUCUCACCGCUUGGUACUUUCUAUGCAAUGUCUGGGAAAGAAAGACACAGACGGCCGAGAGAGAGAAACAAUUAAUGGUGGGAACAUGGAGGAAGCCAAGUAGGAAUGGCAAUGGGAGGAUCGGGGCGGGUAAUUUAUCACGGGACGCGGGUCGGGGUAAGUCGACCCAAUGGGUAUAUAAUUUAUGUGAAAAAUGUUAGAAAGAUUCGUUAUUUUCAUUAAAAGAUCAAGUAACAAACCAUAAUAUGAUAAAAAUGUAGUUAAAUUAUUAGAGAAAGUGGGGUUUUUACUUAUUUACAACUUUUUUAUAACUAAAAUAUGAGAUAAUAAAAGAAAAUCCUAAGUAUUUUGACUAAGAUUACAUGUAAUUUAGGCAAGAACGGGUCGGGAAUGAGACGGGUUAGGGCAGGUCGGGUCGAUGAGAGCUACCUAUGCCCGCCCCAAAACAGGCCAAACAGGUCGGGUACAACGAGCUCUUACACCAUAUUGCUCUCUUCUGCCAAGUUAAAAUAGUAAAAUACAAUUUGGUAUUGACCGGGACUUGGUUCCACAAACAAUAGAUUACAUGUGUAUCAAAAUCAUGCAUAUAUACUUGUGAAAUUGUAUGAAAGUAGAACAAGUAUAAGAACAAUGAUAUAGAGAAAAGACAGAAGAAGAGAGGGGAUAAGAGUUCUCCUUAUUCAUUUGUGUGCUCUAUUUAUAGGCAAAAAUACAUAACUCCUACAACUCUAAUAUCAAUACACAUAAAUGGAAGCAAUGUGUCGUAGGAAGAAAGAUAAUAUAAAGAGAGGAGUUACAUAUAACUUGUAACAUAUUAUGGAGCAUCUAAUGUGAUAAUCCAUAAUAAUAAUAUUUUCAUAACAAUAUUAAGAGUAUGUCUGACAUAGAAAAUAUGUCUGACAUAUGAGUGAAAAUCAUGUUUUUGUUAAUUGUUUAGCCGAACCAGUUAGACCAAGAUCAGGGUUAUUUCAUAAAGAUACUCUAGGGCUUAGACAGCUUGUAUUGAAAUUUGUUAUGUAGGUCAGAUUGAACAAUGUUCCUAUUGAAUUAAAUUUUGAUCAAAACAGUUGUGGCAGCUAGGUUCCCUAAAGUAGGUUACUGUCAGUAGGAAAGAAAUUAAAACUUGUGGGAUGAGGCAUAAAAUAAAAUGGCCUCUCAUCUGUCUAUUUAGUAUUUACCUGGUCAAUAUCAAAUUUCCAAUACAAAAACUACAGUUCCACUAUAAAAUUUCACAAACCAUCUCAAUCUAAAGUGCAAAAUCUCAUUUACUGACUUUUUUCCUUCAAAAAAAAUUACUGAACCCUAAAAUUACACUCAUUCAUCUAAAAAUGACCCCUUGCUACUUUACUAUUAAAAAAGAAGGAACGCAUAGAGUAAGGCGGGAUUCCCGCGUGAUCCAAAUAGGAUGAUCCAUCAUUCUUUUUUCUCUGGACAAAAAAAACCCGGCCCAUAUUAUUUAUUUAUUUAUAAGAAAAAAACUAUAAUAAAUGACAAUUGACAAGGCAGCCUAGCUAGGGCUAGGAGAGGACCAACAAACAAACAGCAUGUAUAAAAUACUUUUAUUCUUUAUUUCUUAUAAUAUAAUAAUAUCAAGAAAAUAUGGGGGAAAAUACUCAGCACACGUGGCAGGGAAGAGGUUGACAUGUCAAUGCAAUUGGGGGAGCGGGUUUUGUGGGAUACGGUCAAAGAGACGAAAGGUCAGUACUGUCAGAAGAAGAAGACACACAAAUGACAAUUUGAAUAAGAAAAUUCCAUUAUUAUU
This is a messenger RNA of Linum trigynum, 7346 nucleotides long. The record is from the annotation of a GenBank genome assembly. Lineage: Eukaryota; Viridiplantae; Streptophyta; Magnoliopsida; Malpighiales; Linaceae.